AAGUGGCAUCGUACACUAGAAAAACAGGGGUGGUUAGAGUUGACACUCGGGUCACGUCGCAGUCGUAAACAACAGUCGCUUGUUCAAGUUGUUCCGUGUUUUUGGUGAUUUUGCGGGGCUUAACAGCUGUGGCAUUGACCCUGCCAGUGUGGACGGGAUCGCUUGGAAUCCAGAGCAAACUGAGAAACGCUUGUAGUACACGCUGGUGGAGUUGGUGAUUGUUCUACACGAUAACAACCAUGACAACCAUGGAGGUAGAUCCAGCUGACUACGGUUACCAUGGGAACCAUCAAGGCCACGCCCACGGCAAACAUGGUGAUCACCUCCAUGAUGCUGAGAAGACCGCUGACGACUACGCCGCGGAGGCCAUGGCUGCAGACCUGGACGAGUGGAUCACGUUUGACGCUCGGAUCAAGGACCUGUCUGACCUGGACCCUUGGUUGGAUGAAUUUGCACCGUCAAAGGUCAUGAGGGAAGAUGGCAUUGGCUGGAUCUCGGUGCAUGCAGAGUCGUAUGUGGACGACCCCCUCUGUGAUGUUGUGCACCUCCAGGAAGGCUGGGAGCACUUAAAGCACUCCGGCCGGGCUGUCACCUUGGAAACAAUCACGUCCCUGGCACUGAACAACCACUGCACCACAGGGAAGUGGCUGUUCCAUAUUGAAAACGGCUUCAAAGUAGACUAUGCGUGGAGCGCUAUAGCGAGGGGUGUGGUGGAAGGGAAGCUUGGUUCCUCAGCAAAAGUUAGUCCUGCAAGCAAAACUCCUGACUCCAGCUACAGGCAUGUGGUUUGUGUGUACAACAUGAACUUCAACAACAGAGAUGAGGUCUGGCUCCUGGAGAAUGCCAUCCGCCGGGUGGGGAUCAAGUGCCCCAUGAGUUACAAGCCCGACGUCUAUACUUGCCUCGGGAUCUACCGCAAAAACAAGUGGGGCCUGAGGCCAACCAUCUACCACAGUGAUUUUGAUGUCAGCAAGGGGUGUUCAGUCAUUAAUCCCUGCUUCUAGAGGCUGGAUACAUGCAUGCAUGUACAUGUAUAAGGUUUUCUUUGCUGUAAAUUUU
Messenger RNA from Branchiostoma belcheri (Belcher's lancelet), 1059 nucleotides. RefSeq names its product UPF0696 protein C11orf68 homolog. The record is from RefSeq and is a predicted model, not a curated record. The transcript is spliced from 4 exons. Lineage: Eukaryota; Metazoa; Chordata; Leptocardii; Amphioxiformes; Branchiostomatidae. Bases 240 to 1004 code for a protein of 254 amino acids.